AUGAACGAACCCAAUUCGUCGCACCGCUGUCCACCUUGCAAAGAGCAGAAAAAACCACGGAAACCCAAGGCACUGCCGUGUGUGUGGCCACCUCUAAGAGACGUUCUUCGCGGUAUCAGCAACUACGGCGACUCGAACAUCGUGGUAACCCGACGCGACUACUUCGCGCAGCCUCGUAAGCGCGUGGAAUGGCAAGAACGCGAGGUGAACACCGCCAAGUUGGUUAAAUCUGGUGUCUGCGGCACCGCGGAGCGCGAGGUCAAGAGCAUCAGACCGGCACUGUUGACCUUCCGGAAGGAGCGAAUGCGACAGCAGAUGCUGGCGGACGAGGCGCUGCUAAAUGAGUUGCUUUCCAAGAAAAUGGGAUGCAGACUCGCCUCCUCGCAUGUCCUACCUCGGCCGAAAGGUAUUUAG
Mesocestoides corti is the source of this 414-nucleotide messenger RNA. The record is from the annotation of a GenBank genome assembly. Lineage: Eukaryota; Metazoa; Platyhelminthes; Cestoda; Cyclophyllidea; Mesocestoididae.